Molecule: messenger RNA, 1611 nt
Organism: Sungouiella intermedia
Lineage: Eukaryota; Fungi; Ascomycota; Pichiomycetes; Serinales; Metschnikowiaceae
Source: the annotation of a GenBank genome assembly
AUGGCCAAAAGGAAAAGUGCUGGCGGUGCUAAGGCUGCGUCCAAAAAGACAAAAACUGUACCUGUGGAAGAAUUCCGUUUGUCUGAGUCCGAAAUCACCACGCUAGGCUCAGAUGUGAUGGAUAAGUCUAACUUCAACAGCUUGGUACCUCUCUUGGGUGAACUUGAUAAGUGCUGCUCCAUUCUCGCAAAAAAGGAAGAUGAUAAGGUCGAGGAAACUGGACGUUUGGUUGGUGUUACUUUAUUCAAGUGUUUCCAAAAGAUAAUUGCAGACAAGACCAUGGAAAACUCCAGAGAUGAAAAGCAGCAGUUGGUCGCUAAAUGGAUCGCUGACAAGUACACUAAGUAUAAGACUGUGUUGGCUAAAUUGGUUCGUGAAAAACUCAGUUUUGAGCUGUCACUUCAGCUUGAUGCCUUGGACAUUUUCUUGGGAUUAGUUCAGGCAGAAUCCGUGAAAGAAUUCGCUGUGGAUCUGUACCAACAGUUGGUAGAGGCAUUGCUUUUGAGUGAAAAUGGCCAAAUCUUGGGUGACCUCUCCUCGGAUAACUUUUUGAUUCUGGAAUUCCUCGAAAAGUUUGGCAAAUACUGGGAUUUGCAAACGUAUUUCUUUGAAGAAACAUUGGUGCAGAAAAUCAGCCAAUGGGCUGACUUUGACGCCGAAAAGAAGAACUUGGUGUUCUCCAAUUACCUCACGAUCAUCCGCAACGGUCUCUUGUAUGUUCCAGACCGUGAAACUUUGCAUGAAUGUCCUCUCUGGAUCAGUGGACAACUCCCACCUUCCGCAUACAAACCCAGCUUUAAAGCACGGUACCAGCAGUGUCUCUUCGCCAUCAUGAAGCUCACAGACCUCACUGCAGCUCAUUACAAAGCAUUGUUGCUAAUUUUGCACAAGAGAAUCAUUCCGUUUAUGGGUGUUCCUGCCAGUCUUAUGGAUUUCUUAACUGAUGCAUACGACCAGGAAGAAGACGAAAUCGUCCCCAUUCUUGCACUCAACUCGCUUUGGGAACUCAUAAAGAAUUACAACUUGGAGUACCCAGACUUUUACACCAAGCUCUACUCGUUGCUUACUCCAAGUAUCUUGUACACUCGUUACAGGUCUAGAUUCUUCAGAUUGUGUGAUUUGUUUCUCAGUUCCACGCACUUGUCUGCCAAUUUGGUUGCAUCUUUUAUCAAGAGAUUGGCCAGAUUGUCGCUUUCGGCGUCUGCUCCAGGUGUGGUGAUUGUUAUUCCAUUUGUGUAUAACUUGCUCAAGAGACAUCCUACGUGUAUGGUGUUGCUUCAGAAUCUGGAGGUGACUUCCGAGUACAAGGAUACUUUCGAUAACGAGGAGGUUGAUCCACUUAAGACCAAGGCCAUGGGCUCUUCGUUGUGGGAGUUGGAGACAUUGAUGAGCCAUUACCACCCCAAUGUGGCCACGUUGGCCAAGAUCUUCGGUGAGCCAUUCAGAAAGCCCAGCUACAACUUGGAGGAUUUCUUGGAUUGGAGUUAUAUUUCGUUGUACGACAGUGAGAAGAACAGAAAGUAUAAGGGUAUGGCUUCGUUGGAAUAUGAGGAGUGGGAUACGAUUUAUGGUGAUUCUGACAAGGCGUACAUGAAAGGGUGGGAGCUUUAA